This is a messenger RNA of Symbiodinium sp. CCMP2456, 1044 nucleotides long. The record is from the annotation of a GenBank genome assembly. Lineage: Eukaryota; Dinophyceae; Suessiales; Symbiodiniaceae.
AUGACUGCUACGAUUGAUGCAGAGAUGGUGCUCGGUCUCAUACAAAUCGGCGAUCUGCAAGGGUUGCAGGAGUUCAGCCCGCGCGGUUUUGACUGGGCACAGCCUUUAUGCAACCACAAACUGCCUGCACUCAUUCGAGCAAUAGACACAGGUGUUCCUGAUAGGGAGCUACACGAUCAGUGCCUUGCCAUUGUGGAAUGGCUGCUGAAGGUUGGGGCUGAUCCAGCACAGAGGCUUCCUGGCGAUUGCAACUAUUAUCGUGCGCUGUACGACAGCCAUGACAGAGAAGCAACAGAAAUUCACGUUGAAUAUGCCGGACAUUCUUCCAUGUCUCUUGCUGUUACAUGGCUUGGAAGGCUGAAGCUGCGCAAAGGCGGCACGCACUGGUCAAACGAAGAGAACUAUAUGAAACGGGUCAUUGCUCUUCUUUCGCGCUCGGCUGCCACCAAGAAUCCCCGAGCUGCAGAGGUCACCGUGCCCCAGGGUACCUUCGACUUGUGGGAGUCAAUGCGUGACUUGACCACCUCGCACAGCGUGAUUUUCGAAUGCUCAGACGGAAAGGUGUCGGCACACGACCAGAUCUUGAUGUUAGCUUCGCCCGUCUUGACAGCCAUGCUCACGUCUGCAAUGAAGGAGGGCUCCAGCUGGCUCAUUCAAGUUAAGGAUUCCUCAUACUCGGGCGUCUCGCUGUUCCUGGAUGUCUUGUACACCAGUUCCACUCGCACGGAUCCUGACCACGAGACCAUGCUUGUGGCUCUAGACUUGGCCCACCGCUGGCAAGUCCACAGUGUCGUGCAAGCCUUGUGCUCUGCACUGUGCGACAUGAUCGACGUCAAGAGCUUCGCGGCUAUCGCGGAAGCUGCAGUUCUGAAGGGGCUGGAAGUGCUGCAGAGAGCAUGUGCCUCCUUCGGCUCGACAGACAAGCAAGUGCAAGGAAUGCUCACGAAAGGUAGUCUCCCGGCAGCUGUGCGGAAGCUGCUCGGAGAGUCUGAGCAUGCAAGCAGUGAGCAGCAAGAGCCGAAGAAGCGACGGCUUUUCCGCUGA